This is a messenger RNA of Ficedula albicollis (Collared flycatcher), 555 nucleotides long. RefSeq names its product NADH:ubiquinone oxidoreductase subunit S4 (gene NDUFS4). Bases 16 to 450 code for a protein of 144 amino acids. The record is from RefSeq and is a predicted model, not a curated record. The transcript has 5 exons. Gene Ontology annotation, biological process: electron transport chain. NCBI's taxonomy places the organism in Eukaryota, Metazoa, Chordata, Aves, Passeriformes, Muscicapidae.
GAGGAGCACGGAAAUAUGAGGUCACUGAGCACUUCCACAUGGCGGCUGGCACAGGACCAAACUCGAGACACGCAACUCAUCACAGUUGAUGAAAAAUUGGAUAUCACUACUUUAACUGGUGUUCCAGAUGAGCACAUCAAAACCAGAAAAGUUCACAUUUUUGUUCCAGCACGUAAUGCAAUGCAGUCAGGAGCUAACAAUACAAAGAAAUGGAAGAUGGAAUUUGAUAACAGGGAGCGCUGGGAGAACCCUUUAAUGGGCUGGGCAUCUACAGCUGAUCCUUUAUCCAACAUGGUUCUUACUUUCUCUACUAAAGAAGAUGCCAUUGCUUUUGCCGAAAAAAAUGGCUGGAGUUAUGAUGUUGAAGAGAAGAAGAUGACAAAACCUAAAUCCAAGUCUUAUGGUGCAAAUUUUUCUUGGAACAAAAGAACAAGAGUGUCUACAAAAUAGGUUGGCAUUGGCUGUGUGACUGUGAAUAAAGUCAGCUGUGCUGUAUUUAUAGUUCAUGUAUAAUACAUCUCUUAAUCUCCUAAUAAAUUUGACCUUUAAACUACA